AUGUUGGAAGUGGCUGCCCGUUUGUGGGAUGCGCACACAACCAAAUCUGGAUGCGACUGGGACCUGAUGGAUGGUUACGAAGAUCGCGAAAACGUUCUGGAGGCGGCGCUGGACAUACUAUGGGGCGCGAAGGCCUUGGUGGUGGAUGAAGAGGCAGAGUUGCGUCAGCGACGAGGCAAGCUGGAUGUCGCAGACGUGGCGUAUUUGCGCUGCUUGAUGCGGAGAUAUGGUUGGGAGAGAUCUGCGGGAGGAGUGGAGGUUCCCCAUGUCAAUGAUCCGCUCGCCUCGGCAAAGUUUCCGAUGUACGCGGAGGUGACAGCCUUCCAGCGGCAGUCUGAGAGAACAGAGGCCUUGCGCAGAGAGGUCUCAACCUUGAGACAGAUGGUUGAUACAUCUGCAGCAAACUUCAAGCGGGUGGCGGAGGAUUCAGCUUCCUUUGCCAUGGAGAAAGUGGAAGCUUCGUUGCGCCUGUCUCAAUUGGAGCAGCUUAAGGAAAUGAAAGCCUUGCUUGAGCAAGCUUUGGACCAGCGAGAGCAUUUGGCUUCGUUGGCGCGCGACGCGAUGGAGCAGCGCCUUCAUCACGAACUUCAGCACGUUUCUGAGGUGAUGAACGCGAACAUUCAAGCUUUGCAAGAAGCUGUGGCCAAGAAUGAUCAAAAGACCGUGGAAGAGGCAGUCAUUUUGUUGCUUUGGCGCACUGAGUACUAA
Durusdinium trenchii is the source of this 708-nucleotide messenger RNA. The record is from the annotation of a GenBank genome assembly. NCBI's taxonomy places the organism in Eukaryota, Dinophyceae, Suessiales, Symbiodiniaceae.